Messenger RNA from Wasmannia auropunctata (little fire ant), 515 nucleotides. RefSeq lists its product as uncharacterized. The record is from RefSeq and is a predicted model, not a curated record. Lineage: Eukaryota; Metazoa; Arthropoda; Insecta; Hymenoptera; Formicidae. Bases 186 to 515 code for a protein of 109 amino acids. The transcript is spliced from 4 exons.
GGGUCUCGCCUCUUUGCACGCUCCUUGCACGCCGCUUAUUAACGUGUGACAUCUCAAAUCACUCGUCACCGUAUGAUUGCUCACAAAAGUCAAUCCAACAAAUAAGUCGGUGAGAUAAUGAAGCAAAUGAAGAUGAAGAUGGCCAUAGAAGCGCCCUAAAAACAGAUAAUGAGGAGGAGGAUUGUAUGGAUAAGGGUUCCAUUAGUGAUGGAGGAGUGUGGGCUAAUUCUAUACUUGUUAAUGAUUUGGAACACGGAAAAGCAAAGCUUCCCCUUCUAAAAAUGCCACCUGGAAGUGAUAUAAACUUCCCUCAUGUAUUUGUAGCAGAUGAGGCAUUUCCCCUCAAAUCUUAUCUUAUGAGACCACAAGGCGCUUUUACAGAAACAUACCAUCUAAUGCAGCAAUCUCAGGCAAUUUUGGAAGAUUUAUUACAGGUGUUUCCUUGUUACACAGUUGAUCAGCUAAACGAGUUAAAUGCGUUAACGCAUUGUCAGUGUCUUUCGAUCGAUUUUUAA